Molecule: messenger RNA, 498 nt
Organism: Alternaria ethzedia
Lineage: Eukaryota; Fungi; Ascomycota; Dothideomycetes; Pleosporales; Pleosporaceae
Exons: 3
Coding region: 1-498 (165 amino acids)
Source: RefSeq, a predicted model, not a curated record
AUGGAUACAGUGCAAGCGUCCCCAGUCCCAGUGGAACAAAAUUCAGAGGCCUACACGCCACCGAGGAAAGGCUACGAGCUGCAAGCUGAUAGCGAAGACCGAAACGGUGCGGGCACGGAGCCUAUCCAACCCCCGUCUCCUCCCCCGUCGCCCGCGCCGCCGCGAAAACGCCAGCGGAUGGGGACCGUCAACGCGCCUAUCCUCCUCUCCUCAAAUGCCCAGAACGAAGACCACACCGAACUGGAGCCGAGGGCCGACGACUACGUCAGAGUCGUAUCCGCUUCGAAACUGUACAACGACAUGCCUUUCCGGCAGAAGGUUACCAAGGACACGUACAUCUUCUUGCGGCAGAUGCGACCCGACCUCAAGCCUUGGGAUGCCAGCAUAUGGGAUACGAACGCCGCUCGUGACGGCACGGUAUUUGGCGGUUGCAUAUGCGCCCAAGUUGAUCCCGCAAAGGCGUAUAAACUAGAGAAGCUCCUGAAGAGCGCUAAGUGA